This is a messenger RNA of Syngnathoides biaculeatus (alligator pipefish), 3309 nucleotides long. RefSeq lists its product as uncharacterized. The transcript has 20 exons. The record is from RefSeq and is a predicted model, not a curated record. Gene Ontology annotation, cellular component: apical plasma membrane; cell surface. Gene Ontology annotation, molecular function: calcium ion binding; protein binding. The coding region runs from base 323 to 3292 and encodes 989 amino acids. NCBI's taxonomy places the organism in Eukaryota, Metazoa, Chordata, Actinopteri, Syngnathiformes, Syngnathidae. Gene Ontology annotation, biological process: neutrophil migration.
CAACGCGCGAGGUUUCUGACAAAAACAAACAACCCAAGAGGAAUAACUGUUGUUUUGUUUGUGUUUUGUUUUUUAUAAACGUUUUUUUGUUUUUUAAAAAAGUACAACACAUUGCUGUAGUGACAAGCAAAAACAAGCAAAACAAAGGCAGCCUUGCACGGACUGUGAAAACAAGAUCCACUUGAAACCAGUCCAGUACACGUACAGCACAUUGGGCGCCUUGAAAAGGAAUUCUUUGGAAUUUCCACUAAUCCUUUUCUGGCUGUUAGUUCAAAGCAUCUCCUUAGGACGCACCGGUGACGUUUCUUUCUCUCUAUGUUGGAUGGACUUGGGCAACCCUCAGGAAAGUUCCGGAAACCUGUGGCUCAACGGCACGAGUUUGAAAAAGCUGUGGACGAACGGCCAAGUGGUCUCCUUGACCGUACCCCCCUCUGUAGAAAACAACGUGACCCUGGAAUACGCGGGCGCGCUCCACUCGUGGACUUUAACGGUUUCCCCGGGCAACAAGCAAACCAAAGUGAGCGGUCGGCAGAAACCUGAGAAAAACGCAACGAUUGCCAUCCAGAGUGUCCUGGAUUUGCUGGAUCCCUCUGAUGCCUUCCCCUGUGAAAACGGCACGUUGUUCUUCUAUCAGGAUGAGAACUUCUUCCUUGCGUUCGGGCACUCUGCGCGCUACCCCGUCAAGGUGGAGGCCCGCUCUCCCACCACCUUGCUGAUUUCGUGGUCCGCAGACCGAGCGGCCCCUGCCGGCACCACCCACGCCGUCACCGUGUACCGCUCUGACCGAGGCGCCUAUCGCUUGCUGAGCAGGGACGAAGUCACCGAAAGGCGCCAUGGCGUGACUUCGCUGAACUCCUGCAGCCUCUACGUGGUGUGCGUGGACCCUGAGGCCAACUUCCUUAGCACCUGCUUCCCUACUUUAACCGAUCCAGAGGUUCCCCGAAACCUUCAGGUCCGGUGGUGGAACAGCAGCAGCAUAUCUUUAACCUGGGACCCCCCAGAGGACCUCCGGUUCUCCUCUUUCCGCCUCACGUCCUUCCACCUCAACGGCACGAACCACGUCGUGCGCGAGGUACCCGCCUGGCACGCCACGGAUGACUUUGUUUACACUUUGUCGGGCCUGCAGCCUUGCAGCAGGGUUAGGUUCGGCCUGCAGACCGUUUGCCAGGCGGGGGUGGAGUCCCGCUCCAGUGAAAUGAUCCUGAAUGAUGGAAAUACCCCUCACUCCAGCCUCAAGGCCCUGCGUCAGACAUCGUUCGGCCCCGACAACUACACGCUGAGCUGGAAUGUGAGCGAGGCCUCGUCCGUCUCCAGGUUCAGAGUCUACCACGAGGGCACGCUGCAGGGCGCCACCCUCGAUACCGACUACACGGUCAAGGGGCUGCUGCCGUGCCGCCUUUACCGCGCCCGGGUGGAUGCGCUGUGCGGGGACGGCGUGCUGAUGAGCAGCGAGACGGUCCCGGUGCACACGGGACCCCACGGGGUGUUAGAACUCCGGUACCGCACCAACGACUCCCUGGCCUUGUGGAUUCCCGGCACACCCAGCUCAGCGCUGUCGUUUUCCUACGAGCUGUCCCUGGAGAACGGCAGCGCCUUCCAGGCGGCCAAUCUGACUGAGACAGAGCUGCGACUGCCGGGACUGGAAGCCGGGAUGACGUACGUUCUCGAACUGUGGGAGCGGUGCGAGGGCCGCUGGGAUUCGGAACGUACCGUGUUGUGCUUCACGGUCGACAACUCGACCUACGGUUUCCUUGUGAGGGGCGUAGGACUUGACUCCAUCAACCAAGACCGAGCUGAAGAAAUUCACGAGCUGAGAAUGGUGGUGCCGGGCUCUCUGCCUGACGAUCUGGAUGACGAAAUGUCCGAGGCAACAACUACAAUGGUGGAGAGUGUCCAAAACUUGUUGCUGCAGCUGUUGAGUGAGGUGCGUCCACCCAUCCGUGUGGAGGUGAUGGGCAUGGAACCCGCCUUCGACGCCAACAAAACGGAGGUUCAGGUGAUGCUUUUCGACGCGUCCCACCGGGACGACGACAUGCCCCUGCCGGUUCGGUUUCACGUGGACUACAUCGAGUCCCGAGACAGCCCUUACGUUUCCGUUAGGGACGGAGUCCUUUACUGGGACGGUCCAGAUGUUUGCACGUCGACCACCCGAGCGCUGUGUCCGCAGAACUCCCAUUGCAUCAACACUCUGGGCUCAUUCCAUUGCGUGUGCAAUCCGGGCUACUAUGACGUGAGCGCCGCGCUCCAGGGCCCGGUGCCCUCGGACCCCGUUUGCAACGAGAGAGGCAUUUUCAGUCAGUGUCUGGAGAAAGUGAUGACCGGCGGCGUGGCCAAACCCUACCUGACCGCGUACAUCGGCGGGAAGGUGGAGGUGGUGCUCAACAACGCCACCUGCGACGUGGAGGAAACCGGACUUCUGUUCCACUUCCGCACUCCCAGACACGGCUCAGAAUGUGGCACGAAGAGGCGGGUGAACAAAACCCACAUUGAAUUCCGAAACACACUCGCCGUCUCCUUGACCAAGGAGGAAGCCAUCAGCCGGCGGGAUCUGAAAGUGAUCUGGAAGUGUGUCUACCCUCUGCAUUAUUCACGCAAGGCCCACGUCAACAUCGAUUUGAAAUGGUUCAAUUCCUACUCCCUGGUGGAGUUCAACACCUCCCUGCAGCUGGGCCUGACCAUGGACUUGUUCGGCGACAAGUCCUUUCGCAACAGUUUUCAAGAAUUCGCAAGCAUGGAUCCGGAGGACACUCUGUACUUCGAGGUUGCCCUGGACGCCAACGCCUCUUUUACCUCCAACGUCUUGCUGCACGUGGAAACCUGCUGGGCCACUGAGACCAGCGACCCGCAGGAUGAAGUUCAGGGUGUUUUCCUGAAGGACGGUUGUCCCAUCGACUACACGUUCCGUUGGCUGUCUGUAAAUGGCGUGGCUCAGAAAAGCAGGUUCGCCAUGCAGAUGUUCCACAUGCCGAAAGAACUGCCCCUUUAUUUUCACUGCUUGGCCAGCAUAUGCGGACUUCAAGAAAACUGUACAAAGAACUGCACCGGCCCUGCACGACCCAAAAGAGCUGCCAGGCUCGUGACGGACACUAACUCAAAACGAGCUGCUGUUGUAUCCGCCGGACCUCUGGUGGUCAGUCGAGAUGCGUCACGGGUCCAGAAAUCUUCCUGGACGGACAGCAUGACAAUGAUCUGCAUUGUGGUGGGGUUAGUUGGCAUUUUUGGAUUAGCAGUACUGUCCAUGAGUGCAACCAAGGCUAUUAUGUCUUUUUAUGCACGGCAACAAAAGAAAUAAAUCUCUUGAAACUGCCA